Sinocyclocheilus grahami is the source of this 1141-nucleotide messenger RNA. RefSeq names its product P2X purinoceptor 3-like. The transcript has 9 exons. Gene Ontology annotation, cellular component: plasma membrane. Gene Ontology annotation, biological process: calcium ion transmembrane transport; response to ATP. The coding region runs from base 1 to 945 and encodes 314 amino acids. Gene Ontology annotation, molecular function: ATP binding; purinergic nucleotide receptor activity; extracellularly ATP-gated monoatomic cation channel activity. Lineage: Eukaryota; Metazoa; Chordata; Actinopteri; Cypriniformes; Cyprinidae. The record is from RefSeq and is a predicted model, not a curated record.
AUGGCUCACAGAGUCCUGCACUUCUUCGCUGACUUCUUCGUCUAUGAAACAGCCAAAUCGGUUGUGGUGAAGAGCUGGUCUGUUGGAAUCAUCAACCGUGUCACCCAGCUGUUAAUUAUUCUUUAUUUCAUCGGAGGCAAUUUCCCUUCAAGCCUAAACAAGUCUUACAUUCAGAGCUGUCAUUACGACCCGGUGGACCAUCCGUACUGUCCGGUCUUUAAAGUGGGAGAUAUCCUGAGACACAUCAAUCAAAGUUUGGAUAACAUUACUGACAAACAAAGAAAAGGCAAUUUCCCUUCAAGCCUAAACAAGUCUUACAUUCAGAGCUGUCAUUACGACCCGGUGGACCAUCCGUUCUGUCCGGUCUUUAAAGUGGGAGAUAUCCUGAGACACAUCAAUCAAAGUUUGGAUAACAUUACUGACAAAGGAGGAGAGAUUGGUAUUAACAUCAACUGGAAGUGUAAUCUGGACUAUAAUGUAACAUACUGCAAUCCCAAUUACUUCUUCACACGCUUGGAUGCUGCUUUUAAGAACAGCGUUGCCUCUAAAGGAUAUAACUUCAGGUUUGCUAAAUACUAUCAGUCUGAAGAUGGAACUGAGUGUCGAACGCUUCAUAAAGCUAAAGCAAUCCACUUCGAAAUAAUCGUGUCUGGCAAUGCAGGGAAGUUUAACACUGUGCCGUUUCUGAUUAAUUUGGUGACAGCUUUAACUUCAGUGGGAUUGGCUACUGUGUUCUGUGACAUCAUCCUUCUCAACUUUCAUAAAGGGGCGGAUGAGUACAAAGCAAAGAAAUUUGAAGAGGUAUCAGGUGUUGUGUCCGAGUCAGCAAACAACAGACUCUAUGAGGGAAGCCAGAUGUCAAUCAAAGCAUUGGAGAAGAGCUCAAACGACUCAGGGACCUUUUCUAUCGGACGACAGGAGUCACACACCCCGCCAAACCAAUGAGACUUUCAAAUAAUAAGGAUUUGUGAUUUUAUGCAACAGUAUACAGUAACAGACAAGUAACAGUAUUCAAAUCAUCGUUUGUUUUAAGUCUGUGAACCUUUAGGGCUUGGUUUGAUAAAACAAAUUUAAAUAAAGGCUUUCUUCAGUCAACCACAAACCCUGAGAAAACACACAUCUACACUUAUACACUACUAGU